AUGGAAAUGCUUUUGAAGAGGGGAUCUAAACUUUCAGAGAGAUCUGAAAGCCAAAAUCAAUAUAAUGCUCUUCAUAUAAGUAUUAUUUAUAAUCACUUGCCAGUUGUCAAGUUUCUUAUUGAAAAAGGUAUUGAUGUUAAUGAGACAUGCAAAGGGAAGCAAACUUCAUUGCAUUUGGCCGCUAAAGAAGGAAACAUUGAAAUUAUUAAUUUAAUUCUUAAAAAUGGUGGCAAAAAGAAGGCAAUUGAUGAGAAUGGUAAAAUGCCAUAUCAAAUUGCUGAAGAAAACAAAAAGAAAGAUGCCUAUCCUUUGUUAGUUCCCACAGAAUCUGAUGAUGAAGAUCCUAUUUUUAAUCAAAGUGUUGCAAGCAAACAAACUGAUGCAACUUACGAUUUGGAUGAUGAUUUCUUUGCUCCUACUUAUGAAAGGGAACAGAUUAAGUUUGAUACAACAAAGGAUUAUACAAGAGCUUUCACUUGUAUUGAGUUAAAUCAAGAAAUAAAGCUCAAGAAAAUUAUUGAAGAAAACGAAGAAGUUUUGAAAUAUUUCGAAAUUUCAAGUGGAAAUUCUUUAUUGCAUGCUGCUGUUUUAAGGGAAAACACACAAAUAAUAAGAAUGUUGCUUAGUUAUGGUGCAGAUAUCAAUGCAAGAAAUGUCAAAACAGGACAAACACCUUUUCAUUUAGCUGUUAUGAAAGGCCAAGCAAUGAAAUCUUUAUUAAUAAACCAAGGUGCUGAUGAUCAAAUAAAUGAUUAUACAGGAGAAAAUCCGGCACAAAUGCAGUUAAGAUACUUUAAUAAAGACAUGGAAAACUUCAAUAAAUUGAUGGAGCUUUUAAUAAUCGGAACUUGGAAAGAAACAGAAGAUUUCAUCAAAAGUAAUGUGAAAGUAUUGAAUCAACGCCGCAAAGAUGGGAAGAAAAUGCUUCAUAUUGGAGCGAUUUUCGACAACAUUAAGUUAGUUAAAUUAUGCUUGGAAAAUGGAAUCAGAAUCAAUUCAAGAGAUAAAGAAGGAAAUACAGCUUUGCAUUAUGCUGCUUAUUACCAAAAUGAAGAAAUAGCAGUUUAUUUAAUGAAGAAAGGUGCUGCAGGAAAUUUCUUGAAUUUGAAAGGAAUGGCACCAAUUCACAUUGCUGCAUCAAGAGGCUAUAGAAUUCUAUUAGAAUCAAUGAUACAAAAAGUUGGUGUUGAUCUAGAAUCAAUUGAUAAAGAAACACUUUUGUUUUUCGCAAUCAAAAAUCAUUUAUAUGAAAUUGCAAAAAUUUUGUUAUUGAGAAAUGCAAAUCCAAACCAUAUUUCAGGAAAAGAUGAAUCACCAUUACAAGUAGUUGUUUCUCUUGAUGUUGAUGAUACAACAAAGAAGUUAUUCAUUAAAUUAUUGCUCAAAAUGAAAGCUGAUAUCAAUCUUCUUAAUGGAAAAGGUCAAUCACCAAUAUUCGAUUGCUGCUUUAAUGGAACACCAAAUGUUCUAAAGUACAUGAUUUCUAAAGGUGCCACUGUUAACAUUUCUGAUAAAAACGGUAACAUCCCACUUCAUAUCGCUGCUCAAAAAGAUAAUACAGAAAUUUGUGGCGUACUUCUAAAGUCAGGAGCUAAUGCUGCAGUAAGAAAUGCAAGCGAAAAUCUUUUACCUUCAGAAGUUGCACAAAAUCUUAAGAACAAUCUUGUUGCAAAGCUUCUCAAAAUAUAUGAAACAAAAUAA
Trichomonas vaginalis G3 is the source of this 1701-nucleotide messenger RNA. Its product is annotated as spectrin binding. Lineage: Eukaryota; Parabasalia; Trichomonadida; Trichomonadidae. The transcript has a single exon. The coding region runs from base 1 to 1701 and encodes 566 amino acids. The record is from RefSeq and is a predicted model, not a curated record. Gene Ontology annotation, molecular function: protein binding.